Molecule: messenger RNA, 3733 nt
Organism: Bubalus bubalis (water buffalo)
Lineage: Eukaryota; Metazoa; Chordata; Mammalia; Artiodactyla; Bovidae
Gene: PRR5L
Product: proline rich 5 like
Exons: 9
Coding region: 1593-2867 (424 amino acids)
Biological process (GO): TORC2 signaling
Cellular component (GO): TORC2 complex
Source: RefSeq, a predicted model, not a curated record
CCAACUCAGUGAUCAAACCCGUGUCUCUUACGUCUCCUGCACUGGCAGGCAGGCUCUUUUACCACUAGUACCACCUGGGAAGCCCCAAGGUACCAUGUAUUUUAGUUCAAAGGGCCACUUGGACACCAAAUCGUAUAGUUAUGACAGAACAGCAAGUUAGAGCAGAUUUGACAUGAAUUUGUUGAUAUUGUGUACAUAAAAAACCAUAUAUAUAUUUCUUUUCUCUUCCCAUAUUAUACAUACUGUUCUGCAACUUACUUAAAAAAAAAACUUAAUGUAAUGUAGGCAUCUUCAUAUCAUUACUAAGAGCACUUCUUUAUUUCCUCUUUUUUUUUUUUUAUGGUUACUUAGAACUUCAUUGUAUGAGUGAACCAAAUUUUUAUGAGCACUUUAUUGGUGCAAUUUAUGUUAAUUCUUAUAUUUCAUUGCAGCAGAAACCUUGUACAUAUAUGCAUUGACCUUGUCUAAGCAGUAACAUGUGCAGACAGAAAUAAGACAGGAUUUUGUAAGGGACAGGUAGCUUGCUGAUUUACCCACCCAGGCCAGUAGAAUGUUGAUUUAAGUGAUCAGGUAAGGUCCAUUCUGUUCUGGUAACUCUGUAAUAAAAAUACCUAGUGGAGAGGGUUUUGAACUUGGGAAUUGAUAAAAGGACAAUUGCACGGUUCUCUUACAAGAUCUGGUUAUAGUCCAUUACGUUUAAUGUAUGUAAAGCAGAUUUCCACACCUGUGUCUAGUCACGCUUCAGUAAAGAACUGAGGACCACCCUUAUCAGUGUGGUGGGAGCACCUGUUUAUAUUCUGCUUCUUUAUUCAUAUCCAUCAGCAUCUUGCUGCCCUGGGAUGGCUGCUGCUAGCUUCUGAGUCCUUUUUGCUAUGCCUUUGUCUUGGCAGUUGCAACAAGUUCACUCUUUAGUCUCUGCGCCUUUAUGAGCUGGUUUCGAUCUCGAGCUUUGUCUUCUUGUAACGCUCUGCAGAACUCUGAGGUUGGCCAUGACUUGAUGGAGCCCUGGCUGAAACCUUAGGGUGCUGUACCGUUCCUGUCACUGGCAGGGGAGGAGACCCCUUGAAGUCCUCAGUUGGGUAGCAUCACGAUGCCCCCAGGGUGCCACUGUGAAAAUCCCUGGGCAAUAAUCACCUGCUUAAUCACGUCCAAUCCCAGUCAACAGUGAUUACUCCCCUGCCAUGCUCCAGGAGGUUUCCCUAGCUCUUGACUUUGAAGGCCCUACUCUUACCGCUGAAGUCUCUUUCUCGAUUUUACCUGAAGCAUCUUCAUGAGUAUAGCAUUCUCCCAGUGUGGCUUCCUUGAGACACCAAUUCCAUAGCGUGCAGUUUAGUCUCAGAACCGUGUUGACCCCUCCACAUUGUGGGCCCCAAAGAUACACUUGAGCAGCUCUGUUAGUAGUAACUGACUGUGUUGACUUGUUUCCCCCACUUUUUGAUGAAGCUUGGCUCCUUCACCUGUGGUUUUGAGACUUCCCAGUGGCCGUGAAGACCUUGUUGGGAGCCAGCAGCCAGGAGCAGCUUCCCUGCCUCUUCCUGUCCCAGGGCCUCCCUCUGGGACUGCCCACUUGAUUUCCGUGUCUGGUCUGAGAGAUGCCUCUAGCCUCGAAGUCCAGCCAGGACCCACCUGCUCUUGGCCUGGUGACCGAGGAAGACUUCCCUGGCUCGGUCAAAUCUCCACACGUGUCGGUGAACCUUAGGUUCUGUGGGUGGGGUGGCCUUCUGAUUUCUUGGAUCAGAAAAUGCAGUUCUCUUGGAUCUCAAAAUGCAGUGUCCACCACAGACACAUCUUCGGUCCUAGGAAAAAGAAGGCGGCUGCUGAAGAGUGAACUUGGAUCAUUCAUCACAGACUAUUUCCAGGAUCCGUGGUUGGUUGCAUCUGUGAAUAUCAAAGAUCCUGUGAAGCAGAAGACUGACUAUAAAUUAUAUGCAGAUUUUCAAAACCAGCUUCUAGCAAAAGGACUGCUGUUCGUGGAGGAGAAGAUCAAGCUGUGUGAAGGUGAAAAUCGCAUUGAGGUUCUGGCUGAAGUCUGGGACCACUUCUUCACUGAGACUCUCCCCACCCUGCAGGCCAUAUUCUAUCCAGUUCAGGGUCAGGAGCUGACCAUCCGCCAGAUUUCCCUGCUGGGCUUCCGCGACCUGGUGCUGCUGAAGGUGAAGCUGGAGGACUUGCUGCUGCUAGCGCAGCCCCAGCUGCCCUCGUCCAUCGUCCAGAUGUUGCUCAUCCUGCAGAGUGUUCACGAGCCCACAGGCCCAAGUGAGGGUUAUUUGCAGCUGGAGGAGCUGGUGAAGCAGGUGGUUUCUCCUUUCCUUGGCAUCAGCGAGGACCGUGGCCUCUCAGGCCCCACGUACACAUUGGGCUUCCUCCUUCCGGCUCCUCCCUGGAUUCGAACCUCAUGUACUUGGCUUGUCCUUCCCUCGGGAUGCUUAGUCAGCUGUCGCUAUAUGUGCUUUGUGUGGACAGCGAGCACAACCAGGCGCCACUCCAGGGGCCGGCCCAAGGUCACGCUCCUGAACUACGCCUCCCCAAUAACCCCCGUCAGCCGGCCCCUGAACGAGAUGGCCCUGACCCCACUGACGGAGCAAGAGGGGGAGGCCUACCUAGAGAAGUGUGGCAGCGUCCGGCGACACACGGUGGCCAAUGCCCACUCGGACAUCCAGCUGCUGGCCAUGGCCACCAUGAUGCACUCGGGCUUAGGGGAGGAGCCUGGAGGCGAGGACAAGUGCCUGCUGCUGCCACCCAGCUUCCCACCGCCCCACCGGCAGUGCUCCAGCGAGCCCAACAUCACCGACGGUCCCGACGAGCCAGAGCAGGGGGCCACGGGCAGCCAGGAGGACUCGGAGCUGAACUGUGCUUCCCUGAGCUGAACCCCCAUCUCCCAGAACUCCCAGCUGCUGCCUGGCAACCAGGAUGAGGGCAGCUGCAUCCCCAAGGAUCGCCGAGGGGAGCACUUCCUCUGGGCAAUGCCACCUUCUGCCUUUUUGGAUACAGGCUAGUCUGAGUGCCCUAGGGGAAAUCCGUCAUAAGCGUCUCCAUUUUCAGGACGGUGAUCACCUUUUUGCAGCCACACAGAUCUAACUGCCCAAUGUCUGCUCUCUUGCCUGCUUGACUCAACCCAGAUCUUCCUCUCUGGGCUUUUAUUCUCAGAUAAUGGACUGUCCAGUCCUCCUGACUGUAUAUCACAGUGCCCCUGGCGUUCCUAUAGCUGGAGGUCAUCCAAACCACACACAAAGCCAGCAAGGAUGUGCUGGCAUGUGGAGUUCCCCUUGAGCCUUCGUGAUACAGAGGCUGGUGGGUGAAAAGAGGCAGUAGAGAGAGGUACCUCUUGACCCUCUUGUGUGGAGUAAAAGUAGACUGCAGCCCCUCCCAAGCCUGACCAGGAAUGCAUCUUCCAUUUCAGUUUCAGAAUUACUGGCCAAUGAGGGUUCUUCCUCACCUGUACCCAGACCCUUUAUGCUGUCUUUGGCUUUUGGCCCAGGAGGGCCUCGCGGCUAGAGGAACCCCAUCUUUAAUUAAGCUUCAGCAUUCCCUUCCCAAGGCUUUCUCCCCAACUCAAGGAACUAACCUUCCCGGUGGAAUAGCUGGUGCCUUCCUCCCUCUUUCAUUUCAGAAACUGACCCCUUUGCUGUCAUGGGGGAGGGGCCAGCUGAUACCAACCAACUAAUCUGUUCCUGGAUUUGACUUGAAUUUUUUUUAAUGUACAUCAUUUCAAAAAUAAAAUUGCUUGCAAAUA